This is a messenger RNA of Mytilus californianus (California mussel), 6885 nucleotides long. RefSeq names its product solute carrier family 17 member 9-like. Gene Ontology annotation, molecular function: transmembrane transporter activity. The record is from RefSeq and is a predicted model, not a curated record. Gene Ontology annotation, biological process: transmembrane transport. The transcript is spliced from 12 exons. The coding region runs from base 111 to 1382 and encodes 423 amino acids. NCBI's taxonomy places the organism in Eukaryota, Metazoa, Mollusca, Bivalvia, Mytilida, Mytilidae.
UUUAAAUACAUCGAAGAAGAAAAAUCGUGUUGAAAAUUGUCACAGGUGACAAGACAGGUGUGUGGGAAGACGUAUGGUGUUAACUUAAAACAUGAGAAUAUUUGCAGAAAAUGACCGAAAGUGAAGGAAAAUAUUGGACCAGACCUGAACGUAGAAAAUGGGCAGGUGGACUCUUCUUUGGUUGUAUGGCUUUGUAUGCUUGUAGAACUGUGCCACCAUUAUGUUUACCAAAUAUGGCAGAAGAAUUUGGCUGGGACAAAACACAGUCGGGCACAGUCUUGGGAAGUUUUUUUUGGGGUUACACAAUGACUCAGUUUUUAGGAGGUUAUCUGAGUGACAAAAUUGGAGGAGAUGUAGUAUUGCCUGUAGCAGCCACUUUUUGGACAUUAGUCACAUUGAUGACACCCCAGCUUGCCUAUCUUUCAACAGAUAAAUAUACCACUCUCUACAUAGUUAUAUUGUCUAGAGUUUUAUUAGGAUUGUCACAAGGUUUCCAUGUGCCUGGUACAACAUCAUUAAUUGCCAGAAAAGUUUUAGAAGAAGAAAGAUCAUCAACAUAUAGUUUUGUGUGUGCUGGAUCUCCUCUUGGGACUUUAUUAACUGGAAGUGUUGGUUCUCUGCUAUUGGAAACUUAUGGCUGGCACAGUGUAUACUACUUUAUAGGUAUGUUUAGUAUUUUAUGGACAUUAGGCAUGAGAUUUAUACUGAUAGCCAACCAUAGAAAAAAGUACCAACUUUCAGUAGAUUCAGCAGAUAAACCUAUUAAAGUAGACAGGGAACCAGUGCCAUGGUUAAUGUUACUUACUAAAUCUGGAUUUUGGGCUCCUGUGAUUGGUCAUUUUUGUCAUGCUAACUCAUUCUUCAUCUUGCUAUCAUGGGCACCAACAUAUUUUCAUGAAAAUUUUCCAACAGCAAAGGGUUGGGUGUUUAAUGUUGUGCCGUGGGUAGUUUCAAUAUUCAGCAGUAUAUUUGGUGGAUGGCUAGCAGACACCAUGAUAAGAAAAGGGUACUCAGUCACUUUUGUCAGAAAGUUUAUAGAGACAAUCUCAUUAAUUGGUACAGCUGGAGCAUUGAUAUUAAUUUCCUACAUGUCAAAUUUUGAAGGAGCAUUAUUCUGUGUGGUCUUUGCUGUGGCUUCAUGUGGUCUUCAUAACAGUGGUAUACUCAUCAACACACAAGAUAUUGCACCAAAACAUGCUGGAUCAGUGUUUGGUAUUAUGAACAUGGCAGGAGCUAUUCCAGGUUUUGUAGGAGUAUAUAUGGCAGGUCACAUUUUAGAGGCCACCAAGAGCUGGGCAGCAGUAUUUAACCAGACAGCUGGUGUUUGUAUUUUUGGCUGUAUUGUUUACUUACUAUUUGGGACAGGAAAAAGGAUUAUAUGAAUGUAUUAUUAGUUUGUUGAAAUUGAUUAAAUCAAAUUUUACACUUGGAUUGGAGGGAAUAUUCAUUUACUUAUUUAUAUAUUUAUUCUAAUUGUAUUUUAUACUGAAUUAUUUUUUAAUUAAUUCUUUGAGGGUUGUUAAUUUUACAUGUGAUUUAUAUUUAUAUUUGCUCCUAUCAAAGGUACACAUUUGUUUUUAUAAAAGGCCAUAUUUAUACCCCUUCAAGGUGGAGAAGGAGUAUAUAGUAAUUAUUGUGUAUAUCAAAUUUUUAUGCUCCACAUACAAUAGUAGUGGUAACUAUGUUUUCUUGCCUGUGCAUUCAUCCGUUUGUCCUUUAGCCUGUCUUGUAUCAGGUUUAAUUUAUGGUUAAUUAAUGUAUUCUUAAUUCUUUGAUUGUUUUUAAUUUGACAUUUUAUGUUAGCUCUGCACAAUUUUUCUAAUUUAUUUUUACAAGACAUUGAAAUAUAAACAAAAUCAAAUUUACAAUUCUUGUGUUAAAAAAUCACAAAUAUUGACAAACAUGUUUUUGUGCUAGGAUUUCAACAAAAAUUGAUAUGUAUAGGUAUAAUAUGGUAUUCAAAAUUGUUUCCUGGUAUCAUAAUUUGAUUUCUUUUUUUAUUAAAAGUAGGGGAUAGAUAUACUUUUUGUUUAAAAAUCAUGAAUUUUGAAAAAUGUCCUCUUAUGCUAGAAUUUAUAAAAAAUUUGACAUAUAGAUGUAAUAAAUUAUUUCAAAAGUGAUGAUUGUGCCAAAAAAACAAAAUCACACGUUGAAUUAAUAGGUAGUGUCAAAAUUUGUGAAAAUUUACAACCUAUGAACAGGCAUUGCUUUGUAUGCAUCAGUCUCUUUGCCUCACAUAAAAAUGUGCAAGAGGGCCUCUUGCUAACAUGUCAGUUUUUCUAGUAUGUAUCUGUUUUAUAAUUUGGUAUACAGUAAUUAUUACAUUACAUAAAUAUCUUGUAUGGAUUCCAUUAUAUAAAACAACACUUCAAUGGCUGUUUGUGCUCAUCAUGACUUUGUUACAUUAAAAAUUCUGUAUAUAUCUUUAUUAAAUAAAUGCAGAUUUAUCAGUAGUUAUGCUCAGGUUGAUUUGAAAUUACAAUUAAUAUAUGAUCUAUAAGAGUUAUAUAUUAAAUGAUAUAUAUGUAAUGGUAUAUUUGCAUGAAAUUCAUUGACCUGGUUCUUCAGUAUAUUCAAAAUAUUCAUAUACAUUCAAUUGGAUAAGUAUUAGAUAGACUCCAUGGUUUUGGAAUUAGUGCUCAUAUCUAGGGACACUCCAGCUUUCAGACUGAGUCAUUUAAUCAAACUGUAUGUCCAAGAUAACAUAACUGUGUGUUUACCAAUCAAAAAAAUAGUUGUAACCUCUUCACAUUUGAUGAUUAUAACUCUUGUUGUUGAAUAAUUGUGUUUGUUUUAAAAUUUGUAUAAAAUUGAAAUUGUAUAUUUACAUGUUUAUUUUAACCAGAUUUUUAAAAAAUUUAACAUAAUGUGAAGAUACAUAAGAGUAAUAUCCCAUCAGUUUUAAUGAUUGGUUUAUCUCAAACAAAAUUGCAUAACUCAGAUGCUAUAAGUUCUUUGAUUAAGAAUGAUCUUGUCUUGUAGUAACAUUCUCAUUAGUGAAAACUUCAGGAUCUAUAUAAAAAGUGAAGAUUCAUGCUGAAUGCAGCAAGUUUAUGCUCAUGUUUACAUCAAAAUUGAAUAUGUACUAUAAUGUAUAGGAUUAUAGAAUCUUGCUUUCAUGUGAACUGAUGUAAAUGCCAAUAUAGAGUUAUAUCUAUUCUCCAUUAUCUUUGUUAUAUUUAUAUAUAUAAGUUGAGGUUAAAUUUGUUAAAAACUAUACAUGUAGAUUUAUAUUUAUCAUGAUUUGGAAAUUCAUAUACUGCAAUUUAUUAUCAAAUAUUUUCAUUAAACCAAUUAUAUAACCAAGCAUACUUUGAAAUCAUGGAUUGAAAUGACUAAAGUUUUAAUAAUUUGAAUUUAUAUCGCAUUGACUGACUCAUACAUGUCAAUUUUUCAGAGAAAAGAAUCUAAUGAAAAAGUGCUCAGGUGUGUGUUUUUUUUUUCUUUUAAUUUUCAUUUCUUAACUUCAAUUUGACAUUCUAACAUAUAAUAACUUGACAUAAUAAGUUGGUAAUUUUGUUUUUUGACCCAAAAACAAUAUGGGAUAUAAGUCUGUGCUAUUUAAUUUAUUUGCUGUCAAUACAAUUAUUUGUUUGUAAAACCUGGAUCUAUAAUGCCAUUACUACAAACAGAAAUUUAUGUGAAAAUAUUUUAGGAAGAAAUAUAUAAAUUGUUAUAUUUAAGUUUUGCAUGCAUUUUGAGAAGAGCACGAGGAGCUGUAUACAUGUAUGUAACUUUAAUACAUUCCCAAAAUAUAAAAGUUACAAAUGAUUUUUUUUUCUUAUGAAAUUCUGCAUGCUAUUGUUUAUGGUUACAUCAUAAGUGAAACAGAUUUUUGCUUCUUAAAGGUUGUUUGAAAAAGAUCAGUGGCGGAUCCAGAAAUUUUCAUAAGUGGGGGCCCACUGACUGCCUAAGAGGGGGCCCUGCUCCGGUCAUGCUUCAGUGAUUCUCUAUAUAAUCAACCAAAAUUUUCCCAGAAAAGGGGGGGGCCCAGACCCCCUGGGCCCUCCCUCUAAAUCUGCCUCUGACGAUGUUUUGAUGAGUGUUUUAUUUUUAUUGACGUUCCAUAAACAGAUCAUGUGAAAUAGUUUAUUUUUUAAAGGAGCUAUUUAAAGAUCUGUUAUUAUUUAUAACUUUUAUACUGUAAAACCCGAAAUCAAAAGCAUUUGAAGAUGGUAGUUAUUAUCUAGUUAAACAAAUUCUGAUACAUAUAAGUUUUUUCUGAUAAUCUAUAUAAAUUAUUGCUAGUGUUCAUUACUUUUCUUAUGUUAUGCCUACCACAUUAGACAAUGCAAGUUUGUAGUUUUACCACUGUAUAUGUUCAUACAUGUUUUCUUUCUAAAUUUUUAUGCCCCACCUACGAUAGUUCGUUCGUCCGUCUGUCUGUCCCGCUUCAGGUUCAAGUUUUUGGUCAAGGUAGUUUUUGAUGAAGUUGAAGUCCAAUCUACUUGAAACUUAGUACACAUGUUCCCUAUGGUAUGAUCUUUCUAAUAUUAAUGCCAAAUUAGAGUUUUGACCCCAAUUUCACGGUCCACUGAACAUAGAAAAUGAUAGUGCAAAUGGGGCAUCCGUGUACUAUGGACACAUUCUUGUUAUAUCUUGCCUUGAUGAAGUCCCAAAUACUUGACCAAGGCAUGCUGUUUCUUGCAGUUGUCCCAGGGGAAAAAAAGAAAUCGACAGUUGGUUGUUAAAUAGGUCAGUUUAAGGUGCACCAAUAUUGGUAAAUCAAUGAUAUUUGGUAUGCAGUUGUAUUAACUCAUCUCAUUUCCAUGAAGAUUAUAUGGCCAACCCGCUUAGUCAUAUUUUCAUUGCAACUGAAACUUUUGCAUAGUUUCAUGUAAAAGUUUGUGAUAAGGUCAGUUUAAAAGGAACACCCAAUGAUAAGUCAAUGGAGUUUGGUAAGGUGUUACAUUAGCAUUGGCAUAUCUCAUUUAACAGAGAAUAUUUAGCCCUGCAACUUCAGUCAUGGUUCAUUGACUUUGCAUAGUUUACACAUUUAAAGUAUUCCAUUUUGAUUAAAGUAUUUGCAUUAUACUGUCAAAAUUACAUACAGGUAAGACAUAAAUUUGUGUCAUCUGUUUAUUAUUUGUACAUGUUUCUAUUUUCCAAUCAAAACUUUUUUAGCUAUAAUCAUACAAUUUUUUAUUCUUUAAUUUUUGUAUGUUUUGAUUGUUGCAAAAAUUUAUAACUUUAGGAAGGGCAGCAUCAUUUUGUGAAUUUUAGGUAUUUCUUAAAAUAAUAUUUCUGAUUAACAUUUUUGUCUAUCCAGUGAUAAAAUCAUAUAAGCAAGACUUAAAUCAUGCAGUAUCUGUCAUUGCUGCAUCAAAAAUGUUAAAAGUCAUGAUUAGGUCUAUUAAAGAGGGCAAUAAUGUUCAAUCAAUGAUAUUGGUUUUGCAGUUGUGUUAACACGGUUGAAUCCCUUAUUCCCUGCAGAUUUUUUAGCACUACCAAUUCAUGAACUUGUAAUCAGUUAAUUUUGCAACUUCUGCAUAGUUUACAUAUUUAAAGUUUGUAAUUGGGUUGUUUAAGAUGAACCACCUAUGGUAAGUUCCAUGGAGAUUAAUUGGCCCUGCCCUCUUAGUCAUGGUCCAUUUACUUUGAUAGUUUUACACAGUUUACAUGUUAAAGUGUUGCCAUUAAGAAUUUUGACAUUUGCAUUAUAGUAUUGAAAUUAUACACAUAGGUGAAACAUAUUUAUGUGUUGACAGUUUAUAAUUGUAUUAAAGAAAAUGCUUUCAAAAUUUUACUUGUUGAGCUGUUAUCACCUGAAAUCACGGUAUCUUGUCCAGAAUAAAUUUUAACAUUUUUCAUGGAUGAUGUAACAGUAUUUUUUUAAGUCAUAUAUAUGUCCUUUAUAUAGUUUUCAUGCUCUAGUGGUCAUUUAGUUUUAUGUCACGUGGUCUAAAACAAAAUACCCUCAGCAUCUUAUUUGCAUUGAGUAAAAUUACGUCUUUUCUUUUGUGCAAUAUAAACUGAAGGUAUAUAAAAAAACUCUUUUAACCCUGAAACUAGACUGGAAGUUACCAAAUGUACAAAAUUGUUAAAUCAAGAAAUAUGUAUACAAAACACAUUUCAACCAGUUCAACCAUAAUAAAACAAUUUCUAACCAUUUAUUAUAAUGAUUUAAAUUUUAAAGAAUCAUAAAACUGAUAAUGUUGCUUUUGUAAUCAAAGCAACUUUAUAAUGCUGUUCACCUUUCUAUAUUAACUUUUGCUACUUGGUAAAGCUGAAAAAUCAUAAAUUUGAUAAGGUCGAAUAUUUGGAGUAGCUGAAGUUUGAUUGAAUUUAUCAUUAUAACAAAAUAAGAUAUCAAGAUACAAUGAAAUAUAACUUAAUGUAGGGAAAAAAUAAUGGUUUUAGAUAUCUUUAAUUUAUUUUAACAAUGUUCGACCAAACAAAAUACAUGUAGUCUGUUCACAGGUAUGUUCAAUGAUUACCUCAUAUUUCAUAAUUAAAAAAAAAUGAAAACCUGAAUCUUUCUUCUAAAAAUGCAAUGUAUAAUAUUUUUAAUUUUUAUUUGUGUAUUCUUUUAUAUCCAUGUUGAAUCAUUGCUAGUUUGAAAAGUUCCAUCUAUUUACAAUAAAUGUGUAGUAAUGUUUUAUAUAAAUGUGAUAUUUAUGAAAUAGCAAAUUAGUCUUUCAAUUGAAUUAAUAUACACCUCAAGUAAUAACUUUCAGUAGUGUGUUCUUUCUGUUAGACAAUCAAUCAUAAAGUUAUCAGAAGUCCGGGCUUUCUUGGUACAAACUGUUUUAUUUUUGAGUUAUUUUAAUGCUAGUUUUUAACUGGAGAGAGUCUGUGAUUUUCACAACUGAAACUUUGUGAGAAAGGGGAAUGGACAGGAACACUAAAGAAGAGUUUCAUAUUAAAUAAAAGAAAAAUCAAAUA